Messenger RNA from Populus nigra (black poplar), 1375 nucleotides. Its product is annotated as low-specificity L-threonine aldolase 1-like. Gene Ontology annotation, biological process: L-threonine catabolic process; glycine biosynthetic process. Gene Ontology annotation, cellular component: cytosol. Bases 163 to 1233 code for a protein of 356 amino acids. The transcript is spliced from 10 exons. The record is from RefSeq and is a predicted model, not a curated record. Lineage: Eukaryota; Viridiplantae; Streptophyta; Magnoliopsida; Malpighiales; Salicaceae. Gene Ontology annotation, molecular function: L-allo-threonine aldolase activity.
AAUUACAUAUAUAUUUAAAGAUGACUUGCACGACUUUUGAUGGUUUCUUGGAGCUAUAAAAUGUCACGGAUUGUGGGCUAAAUGAAAGGGUUCCUUUUGGGCUCAACUUUUGUGCUGCAAAGUGUGAUAGCUGAAAGAUUAUCGAGUUGAUUUGCUGCAAGAAUGGUGACAAGAACGGUGGAUCUCCGGUCUGACACUGUCAGCAAACCAACUGAAGCAAUGAGAGCUGCUAUGGCAAACGCUGAGGUUGAUGAUGAUGUUUUGGGUCACGACCCGAGUGCGUUGCGGUUAGAGACUGAAAUGGCGAAAAUCAUGGGCAAGGAGGCGGCUCUAUUUGUUCCAUCAGGCACCAUGAGUAACCUUAUUAGUGUGCUUGUGCAUUGUAACAUUAGGGGAAGCGAGGUGAUACUUGGAAAUAAGUCUCAUAUCCAUAUUUAUGAGAAUGGAGGCAUCUCAACAAUUGGAGGUGUUCAUCCUCGAACUGUGAAUAAUAAUGAGGAUGGAACGAUGGAUAUAGAUUUAAUUGAAGCUGCAAUCAGAGAUCCAAGAGGGGAGAUUGUUUAUCCAACUACUAGACUUAUCUGUUUGGAGAAUUCACAAGGCAGCUGCGGUGGUAGAUGCUUGUCUGUAGAAUAUACUGACAGAGUUGGAGAAUUAGCUAAAAAGCAUGGUUUGAAGCUUCACAUUGAUGGGGCUCGCAUUUUUAAUGCAUCAGUUGCACUUGGAGUUCCUGUUAGUAGGCUUGUACAGGAUGCAGAUUCAGUUUCGGUGUGUCUGUCAAAAGGUUUAGGUGCACCAGUUGGCUCUGUUAUUGUUGGUUCCAAAAGCUUUGUUGCCAAGGCUAGAAUCCUCAGAAAAACCUUAGGAGGUGGAAUGAGACAAGUCGGUGUCCUUUGUGCUGCUGCUUUAGUUGCUGUACAAGAGAAUGUUUCAAAGCUCAAGGAUGAUCACAAGAAAGCUAAGAUGCUAGCAGAGGGGCUGAAUCAAAUUAAAGGACUAAGAGUGAAUGUUGCUGCUGUGGAAACCAAUAUUAUAUAUAUCGACGUAGUAGAGGGCGCAGCAGAAAAGCUGUGCAAGAACUUGGAACAGCAUGGUAUACUUAUAAUGCAAGAGAGUCCAAUCAGCAUUAGGGUUGCCCUUCACCACCAAAUUUCAGCAAGUGAUGUGCAGUACACUCUUUCAUGCUUUAAGCAAGCUUUGACUGGGGAGGUGCAAGAGGAUAAUGGCAUCUAGUGGAAGAAAUUGCUUGCCACAGGUGGUUGUUCAGUGAAAAUGUUCAUGGGGCUGAAUAGUUAAAUUGUCUUUGAAGCUUUUUGUGGUUAAAUAGUGUAAUAAACAAUGAAUUUAUCAAGUCCAAAAGCGAUCUCUGCCUACA